CAUCUCUAUACUCUAUCUCCAACUCCAGCCUCACCACUUCCUCUUCUUCUUCAAGAAAAAGCUCCCAACAUUGGAGAAAAUAACCAUACACUAUACACCUCGUAUUCAGAUCGAUAAUCUAUAAACACAGCAAAAUAUGACCACCUUCCCACCCCCAUCCCUCUACUCCCUCCUCCUCGAGAUCGCUCCCCUCCUCCAAUCCCGCAAAGAAACCAUCUCCGUCGCCGAAACCGCCGCUGGGGGUCUAAUCUCCGCAACACUCCUUUCUUACCCCGGCGCCUCGGGCUUCUAUAAAGGCGGCCUCACACUCUAUACGCUGGAAUCGCGUAUCGCAUUCGCUGGUUGGACCGACGCUACGAUCAAAGACUACAAAGGCCCAACACCGGAGAUCGUCGCAGGGCUGGCUGAGCACACGCGGAAGCAGCUGGGGAGUACGUAUACGAUUAGUGAGAGUGGUACGGCAGGGCCCACGGGAGGGACGACGAAGAAUAGGACGCCGGGGUAUGUGGCGUUGGCGGUUGCAAGUGAGAAGGGGACUGUGACGAGGGAAGUGGAGACGGGGUUAGGGACAGAUAGGGAGGCGAACAUGGUGCAGUUUGCGGUUGAGGGGUUGAAGUUGGUUAGGGAUGUUAUCAAGGAAGAGGGAAAGCUGUGAGUAUAUAGGAGUGGAAGGGAGAUGGAACUGCAGGUUAUCAACCCCUGCUUCCUGUUGACACCCUCCCUGAUUUCAGCAGGAGAUAUAAACAUAUUGAACCCACUCUGGUUGUAUUCCAUGUUAAGUAAUAGCAUGUGGUGAGAAGAGCGGCUGGGUGAGAUAUUAGUAUUGGUAGCUAACGAUAC
Molecule: messenger RNA, 840 nt
Organism: Lindgomyces ingoldianus
Lineage: Eukaryota; Fungi; Ascomycota; Dothideomycetes; Pleosporales; Lindgomycetaceae
Product: competence/damage-inducible protein-like protein cinA
Exons: 1
Coding region: 137-655 (172 amino acids)
Source: RefSeq, a predicted model, not a curated record